Messenger RNA from Clonostachys solani, 498 nucleotides. The record is from the annotation of a GenBank genome assembly. Lineage: Eukaryota; Fungi; Ascomycota; Sordariomycetes; Hypocreales; Bionectriaceae.
AUGGAUUCUUCGCAGCAAGUAACCUAUCGCACACACCGCCCAGGAGACUUGGGCUACAUUGUCUACCAGGAGAGCCUAGUCUUUUGCCAGGGACUCGGCUACAACCAAAAAUUCGAGGCCCUGCUCGCCAGGAUCGCUGCAGACUUCCUUGAGAAUUUCAACCCCACCAAGGAACGCUGCUGGAUUGCAGAAAAGGGAGGCUUAUUCAUGGGAUGCGUGAUGCUCAUCCAGCACCAAGAACUCGAAAAGGCGGCCAAAUUGCGGUUCCUGCUAGUGAGCGAUAACGCACGAGGCCAAGGUGUUGGUUCAGAAUUUGUUCGUCAGUGCCUCGGCUUUGCAAAAGAAGCAGGCUACGAGUCCGUAUAUCUGGGGACGGAAAGAUCACUUGUUGCCGCUCGGAAUAUUUAUAGGAGGGCGGGGUUUGAGAUUGUCGAGGCCGAGACCAACAGCGAAUGGGGUUUUCAAACUGACCUUGAAACAUGGAGACUUCAGCUUUGA